AUGACCUUUUGCAGCAGCGUGCUCGGGCAGCCCGAGAUCGCCGCCAUCGUCUUUGGCUACCAGGAUGGCCUCUACGAAGACGUGCGCCGAGCCUUUUAUGCGAACAGGGAGCUCGUCGAGUUUAACCUCCAUUAUCGCAUCUACGAGGCCGACGCAUCGUUCGCGACAACCCUCGCGCCGCAUGCCGACUGGGACCAUUAUCCCAAGGCCAUCUUCCCGUCCCACUACCUUGUGCGCAGCGACGUGCAUGACGAGCGUUUCUCGUUGCACGCGGCCGUCGACGCCGGCUGUACACGCCUGACCCAGCGCAUUUUGCACUGCCGCCCCCGUCUUGCCUCGGAAGACGCGAUUGUUUUGGCCCUUCAGCGCGGUCGCUUGGAGGUCGCGGCGCUGCUACUGGACAUGCGAGUGACCAUGCCCGGCCUCUAUCGACGCGUCCAUUUCGUGCGUCUAGUGCGCGAUGCCACGCGGCGCUUUCCGGGCACCUUCUUGGCCAGCGUCUUGGCGCGAGAAGACACGACGGCCCUUGCGUUGCUGCAUCGCUUUGGCGUGCACCUGGACGACUUUGCGGCGCACCACGGGUACUUCUCCGUCAGCACGGCGCGCGAACGCAUCUUGCAGCACGCGAUCUCCAAAGCGACGCUCGAGAACAUGACGCUUGCACUCGAACUCUUUCCGUGGUUCAUCUACACUGGUGUCUUGGACGACGUCGCGAGCCGAGACUUCUUGCCGCUCGUACGCUCGCUGCACGAACGCGGCCUCGAGUGCUCGACAGCCGCCAUGGACUUGGCGGCGGCCAACGGCCAUUUGGACGUUGUCAUGUUUCUGCAUGUGCAGCGGACCGAAGGCUGCACGGUCGAGGCGCUGGAUGGCGCCAUUCGUAGCGGCCACCUUGACGUCGUUCGCUUCCUCCUCGAGCACCGCACCGAAGGCGCGUCGCCCAACAUCCUCGACGAGGCCGCUGCCAACGGCCACGUGGACGUCGUCCAGUACCUCCAUACUCGUGGUUCGUUCCGCUGCACCGUCACCGCUGUUGACAAGGCCGCUGCCGGUGGUCACUUGGACGUCGUUCGGUUUCUUAUGGCAACCGGCCGAAGCCGAAGCUGUCGACGCGGCGAUGCGGUUCAUAAUGCACUCCAAGGCGGUCACCUGGCUACGGCCGAGUACCUCCUCUCUCUCGGGUGCCCGUUUCCCAAGUCAGUGAUCUCGUUGGCAGUAAAGAGCCUCUGUGAGCCCAAGAUCGUGGAUGUCUGCCGGCUCCUUGAGGCGCAUGGUCAGCCUCGGAACGUCCAGUGGAUGAAGUUGGCCUGCGCGGCCAACAACGUGGCGCUUGUCGAGUUCCUCCACGAGCCCUCGGGCGAUUCCUACGGCCUCGAGACGGCGAUCCAGAAAUGCGCGUGGGACGUCGUGCGCUUUCUCUUGGCCAACGGCGCCGCCGGCGUGUCGGUCGAAGCGUCCAACGUCAGCCAGAGCUCCGAAACGACGACCUUCUUCAAGGCGCUUCCGCGCGAGUGCCUCUUGGAGUGUGCAGGCCACCCCAAGCACGUGACCGCAAGCAAGCUCUUGCUGCCGUACUGCUUGGACGCGACCAAGCACCUCGACAACAUCGUCUUACUUCUCGAUCUGCUCACACUGCCCAACCAAAUGUACCCCUGGCCCAACCGCCGCCGCAUGACGAUACUCGCACUAAUUACGCCCGAGCUCCUGGACCAAGGUCGAAAGACCAGCCAAACCAUUCGGUUGCCUCCAAACGUGGCGGCGCGAGCGUCCACGCUGCUGCAGUCGGGCGAGGUAGUCGAUUGGGCGCAGGCCCUCGUCAUUGGUCAUCUCUGGGCAACCGACUCUACGGUCACCGCCAAGCAACUCCUCAUCAAGACGGCUUUGGUCCAGGACGACGAGCUCAAGGCGCAGCUCACGCGGCUCCUCGCCAGCAAGCGCACGCGCAAGCGCAAAGCUAACUAA
Saprolegnia parasitica CBS 223.65 is the source of this 1962-nucleotide messenger RNA. RefSeq lists its product as hypothetical. Gene Ontology annotation, molecular function: protein binding. The coding region runs from base 1 to 1962 and encodes 653 amino acids. The transcript is spliced from 4 exons. Lineage: Eukaryota; Oomycota; Saprolegniomycetes; Saprolegniales; Saprolegniaceae. The record is from RefSeq and is a predicted model, not a curated record.